AUGCCAAGCCCGGAGGGCCCGGAAGGCGGAGGCAAGCCCCUGGCUGCUGGGCCGGAGCAGGAAACCCCGCUGCUGCCGCCGUUGCCCAGCUCAGCGCCCCCCACUCAGGGCGUCCCGAGUGGGGAGCCCCCCGCCUCCUGCGCCAUCUCUGGGGAGAAGCUGUCCUCGGGGGCCCCUGGAGCGAUGAGCGGGGCCGAUGCUGCUGGGGGGUCCGAAGCCGCCCACAGACAGAGGGCGCAACCUCAGGGAGAAGGGUGCCCCCUCCCUCGGAGAGAGGCCAAGGCCGGGAAGAGGCCUCCCUCUCCGGGCUCCGGGAAGCAGAAGCCGUCUACCACGGCCGGCGGGCCAGCCUCCCCGUCACCUCCCUCGGCCCAGACCGCACACAACCUGGUGCCCUGUGGCUCAGGCCGGGGCUCCUGCCACCUGGCCAACCUCCUCAGCACACUGGCCCAGAACAGCCAGAACACGGACCCGAAGAGGCCCCCAGAAGUGACCUGCCAAGCUCGGAAAAAGACUCGAACCCUGUACCGCUCAGACCAGCUGGAGGAGCUGGAAAGGCUAUUCCAAGCAGACCACUACCCCGACAGUGAUAAGCGCCGGGAGAUUGCCCAGACAGUGGGGGUCACCCCCCAGCGCAUCAUGGUAAAAGGGGCCGGCCAGUGUUUCCACGUGACUACGAGAGGACAGUGCGUCCGAGGCUGCCUCCGGGAACCUUUUCUAAAACCAGGCCGUGAGAGGCAGGCGUCUGCCUGCAGCAGGGCGGUGGGUGCAGCUCACCAGGGGACUGGCAGGACCCCUGCCUCAGCCGCUGCCCCCGCUUUUCAAACCCUUCAGUGUCUCUGCCCACAGGUGUGGUUCCAGAACCGCAGAGCCAAGUGGCGGAAAGUGGAGAAACUGAACGGGAAGGAGGGCAAGGGCAGUGCGGCAGCCCCCAGCCCCGCCCCCGGCCCGGCCAGCAGUCAGUGCAGCGCCGGCACUGAGAUGCCACCUGCUGCGCCCAUGGACCCGCAGCUGGGCGCCUUCCCUCAGGAGCCCCCUCUGGACACUCUCCCAGAUCCCCCCAUGCUGCUGACAUCCGACCAGACUCUGGCCCCAGCGCCCCAGACCGAGGGUGCUCAGGGGGUGGCAGUCACCCCACCCCUCUUCAGCCCCCCACCCGUCCGGAGAGCCAGCCUUCCCUUCCCCUUCGGCCCCGUGCACACCCCCCAGCUGACGCCCCUGCUGAUGGAUGCUCUUGGCAGUGACAACAGCCACAAGGAUGGCUUCUGUGGGUCCUGGGGGACAAGUGUCACGCCGCCCCCCACCUGCUCCUUCCUGGAAGAGCUGGAGCCCCAGGACUACCAUCAGGGGCUGUCCCAGGUCUCCCAGGCGCCACAGACCCAGCUCUUCCAGACCCCACAGCCCCAGCUGCCGUACCUGCACCCCUUCACCUUCCCCUCGCCCAGCUCGCUGACGCCGCCGCUACUGGAGGACCCUUUCUUCCCACUGCCCUACGGGCCCGGUGGGGGUGCCUCGCAAAGCUACUUCCCAGCGCCCCCAGGGGGGCAGGUCCUGCUGCAGCCACCUGCCGGGAACCUGGGUACAGUCCCCUGGAGCGACCCUUGCUUGCCAGAACUGCCCUUCCCCGGGCCCUUCUGGCCGCAAACCCUGGGGCAGCCCCCAGGAGCGGACGGGUACUUUCCCGAGGUGUUCCUGGCUCCCUGCGCUCAGGCUGCGACCCCACAGCCCUCUCCGGGGCCCAGCCAGCUGCCCGCGGGAGCCAGACCUGAAGCUGGGCCCUCCCUCAGCAGGGGCCCGGAGGAGCCUCCCCCGCCCCCCGCUGCUGCGGAGCAGCACCCGGCCCCGGAGGAGGGCCCAGAGGAGGACAAGGGCAGCCAGGGCCCCUAGUCCUGGGACCACGCCAGAGGGAGGCAGCUCCAAGGGAGAGGGUUGGGGCACCCCCCCCCCCCCCCCCCCGGGGAGACAGCAGGUGACACCUCAGGAAAGACUGGACUGUGCCUGUGGCCUUCGGCAGAAGUCAGCCACUCCCCCUCUGUGGGC
Phyllostomus discolor (pale spear-nosed bat) is the source of this 2040-nucleotide messenger RNA. It is a transcript of the gene NOBOX, whose product is annotated as NOBOX oogenesis homeobox. Bases 1 to 1887 code for a protein of 628 amino acids. Gene Ontology annotation, biological process: regulation of transcription by RNA polymerase II. The record is from RefSeq and is a predicted model, not a curated record. The transcript has 8 exons. NCBI's taxonomy places the organism in Eukaryota, Metazoa, Chordata, Mammalia, Chiroptera, Phyllostomidae. Gene Ontology annotation, molecular function: DNA-binding transcription factor activity, RNA polymerase II-specific; RNA polymerase II cis-regulatory region sequence-specific DNA binding.